UGGAACACCCCAUUUUUUUUAGUUCCUGACUUUUGCUUUCUGUGUUCCUGACUCCUGGUUUCACUGAGUCUCCUCUUCCAGGAAGCCUUCCCAGCCUCCUGGGGCCAGGCGAGAUUUAAGCUGACCUUGACAGUGGUCCAGGGGAAGUGGCUUGGCAUUUGGGACAAGCACUGGACUUGGAGGUGUCUGUGUCACAGCAGAGGUGAUCCAGAGGGAGGGUGGAGAGCUAUCCCUUUAACCACGGGGGGAGGGGCCAAGGCCACAGGAGGCUGCAGGGAGUUGGCACAGCUGGUGCCCAGGAAGGCUGGUGGGCAGCGGACUGGCCCUGAGCUGGUCUGAGAACUGUUGGGAAGGAAGGCCCUCCAGGUGGUUGCCGAGAUGAAGAGCCCUCUGGAGGAACGUGCCGAGGGUGAGCCCUUCCACGUCGUCACGCCUCUGCUGGAGAGCUGGGCGCUGUCCCAGGUGGCCGGCAUGCCUGUCUUCCUCAAGUAUGAGAAUGUGCAGCCGACGGGCUCCUUCAAGAUUCGCGGUAUCGGGCAUUUCUGCCAAGAGGUGGCCAAAAAGGGAUGCAGACACCUGGUGUGUUCCUCAGGGGGUAAUGCGGGCAUCGCAGCUGCUUAUGCUGCCAGGAAGCUGCGCAUCCCAGCCACCAUUGUGCUCCCCGAGGGCACCUCUGUGAAGGUGGUGAAGAGGCUGCAGGGGGAGGGGGCCGAAGUUCAGCUGACUGGAAAGAUCUGGGACGAGGCCAAUCUGAGGGCGCAAGAGUUGGCCAAGAAUGACGGCUGGGUGAACGUCCCUCCGUUUGACCACCCCCUGAUAUGGGAAGGCCACGUGAGCCUGGUGCGGGAGCUGAAGGCAGCACUGGGGACCCCACCAGGUGCCCUGGUGGUGGCAGUCGGGGGCGGAGGUCUCCUGGCUGGGGUGUCAGCUGGUCUGGCAGAGGUGGGCUGGCAACACGUGCCCAUAAUUGCCAUGGAGACCCAAGGGGCACACUGCUUCAACGCGGCCAUCAAGGCAGGCAAGCUGGUGACGCUUCCUGGCAUCACUAGUCUAGCCAAGAGCCUGGGGGCCAGGACAGUGGCUGCACGGGCCCUGGAGUGUACAAAAGAGUUUAGGAUCUUCUCUGAGGUGGUGGAGGAUGCUGAAGCCGUGAGUGCUGUGCAGCGAUUCCUGGAUGAUGAACGAACACUGGUGGAGCCUGCCUGCGGGGCAGCCUUAGCUGCCAUCUACUCAGGCCUCCUGGGGAAGCUCCAGGCUGAGGGCCACCUGUGCCCUUCCCCAGCCUCAGUCGUGGUCAUCGUGUGCGGAGGCAACAGCAUCGAUAGUGGAGAGCUACAGGCUCUGAAAGCCCAGCUCGGCCAGGAUUAAGGGCUCCUGGUUUGGGAGGGCUGGCUGGGUUCCAGCGAUCCCCAAGAGGCUCCUGGACACCCAUAUAGCUGGUUGAGGGGCCUCUGGGCUCAUGGAAGGUGGUAGAAGCCGCCCUGUGCUGCUGUGCUGGCAGCCUCCUGCAGGAAGCCCACCUGAACUCAUCCCUUUGGCUUCCCUGCAGCUCUGCCCAAUAAACCCUUUCUGAGUUGAGUCUGUAA
Molecule: messenger RNA, 1586 nt
Organism: Bubalus bubalis (water buffalo)
Lineage: Eukaryota; Metazoa; Chordata; Mammalia; Artiodactyla; Bovidae
Gene: SDSL
Product: serine dehydratase like
Exons: 10
Coding region: 379-1368 (329 amino acids)
Biological process (GO): L-threonine catabolic process; L-serine catabolic process
Molecular function (GO): threonine deaminase activity; pyridoxal phosphate binding; L-serine ammonia-lyase activity
Source: RefSeq, a predicted model, not a curated record